AUGAGACCAGGCAAAGAGCAAAGAGAUCUUCGUUGGGGUGAUUUGGAGUUGAAACGAGAUUCAGAAGGAACUCGCUUUGUCGAGCUCUGUCGAGAAAGACAAACCAAAACACGCACUGGCGAAAACCUACGAAACCUUAGAGCAAAAAAGCCUCAAAUGUACGAAAACAAGAGUAAUCCAGAUCGUUGUCCCGUCAACAGUUACUUGGCCUAUCGUGCUCAUAGACCAGCUGAAAUGAUGGCAGACGAGUCUCCGUUCUACUUGACUGUAAACAUUGAAGUUCCGAAAUAUGAACAACAAUGGUACAAAUGUUCUCCGCUUGGUGUAAAUUCACUGCGAAAUAUGUUGAAGAGAAUGGUCAACGAUUCCGGCUUGGAAACUGACAAGAAGCUGGUAAAUCACAGUACAAGAAAGCACUUGGCUCAAAAGCUUGUUGAUAACGACAUCCCACCAACUGAAAUCAUGCAAAUAACUGGACAUAAAAACGUUGCCUCGAUUAAUAAUUACUCGACUUUGUCAGACAAGAAACAACAGCAAAUCUCUGGCGUAUUAUCAGGUGCGACGGCCAUCCAAACUGCUAGUAACUCAGUUAAAAGUCAUUCUGUUUCGAUCGACGAGACCAUCAGCACAUCAACUUGUUAUUUACCGGGUUCGAGACUGGGUUUGCCUGCUAAUAUGCCAACAGGAAGCCUUUUUCAAAAUUGCCAAAUUGGAACUGUCAAUGUUUAUCCAAGUGGCGUACCGGCCGAACAACAACUUCCACAGCUUUGUAGUCAAAAACAAAAACGAAGAAGAAUCGUAACAUUAGAUUCUUCAGAAUCAAGCCAGAGCCAAUAA
Paramuricea clavata is the source of this 837-nucleotide messenger RNA. Lineage: Eukaryota; Metazoa; Cnidaria; Anthozoa; Malacalcyonacea; Plexauridae. The record is from the annotation of a GenBank genome assembly.